CAGUGAAACAAAGAGUGAAUCAUUUAAAGGGGUCUGAAUACCUUCCGUACCCACUGUAUAUGAGGCAGUAUCUCUAAAAAGGAUUCACAUAAAUAAGGGGAUGUUUUACUGGGAGCAUGUUGACAUGUACAAAGUGACGAGAAGCUCCAACAUAGGUUCAUGUCUGAGGUGUCACAAGUAAACAUUAAGGCUGUAGAGAUGACCUAAAUUGCUCUAAAGGUCAAAGUAUGCGAGUCUUUUUAUGCACCUGUUUUUUUUUUUUUUUUUUUUUAACCAGAGCAACUCCUGUCUGUGAAGAGUGAAGUUAACUUGUGGAUGUAUAUAAACUUAUUGAUAAUUGACAUGAAAAUACUAUUUAAUGAUACUAUUCAUUUAAGAUGCAUAUGCUGACACAGAUCUUUCACCAUGGAAGAUGUGAUGAUGGCAAUGCUGUCAUAAGUGUCAAACUUGUGUAUUUUGUAAAAUUAUUUUAAAACAAAAUGCAUAAAACAUUGAAGUUGAAAUACAGAAAUAAAAAAAUUAUAAUGAAGUAGAAAAAGAAUAACUGACAUUAAUAACAUUAAUAUUGAAAAGGUCUAAGUUCAUGUUUGACUCAUGAUCAUAUUAUUACAGGCUCCAUAACAGAACUAAUCCAUAUUACAGAAAGGGAUAGAUCAUCAAAAAAAUAGUUUUAUUUCAGGUUCUAUUGACUGUACAACUUCCUGUUUGAUUUUUUUUUUCAGCUAGGUGGCCAAUAAUACCUCAGCUUGUAUUUGACAUCUGCUUUACUCCUACAUUUAUCGGACAGGGUUAGUUACUUCACUUCUGAUUAUUUUGCACACAAAACGUGAAGAGUUUAUAAGACACAAUAUGUUUUUACGAAUUGAACAACCCAACAAUUUAUAGAGGUACAAAUGUAACAAUUAGUCUAUUAUGUAAUUAGUCGAUGGACAUACAAUUAAGUAUCACCUAUUCUGAUAGUUUAAGAUUAUACAUACUACUUUUACUUAAGGGGCAUUUUUUAUGUAGGACUUUUACUUGUUACAGGUUAUUUCUAAAGUGUGGUAUUAGUACUAUUACUUAGGUAAAUGAUCUGAAUACACUGUAAAAUCAGUUCCUAGAAUGCGCCAUUCAUAUUUCCACCACUCAGCGCCCAGAGGACGCGUGACGUCAAUGCGGAAGUACUUCCAUACACCUGCUGGAGAGGAGACGGUCGGAGAGGUAAACACGGUGACGUUGACUCAUGUUUUGGAGUUUAAAAUGUGUAUGUUAAGAUGGAGUCGCUGCUUCGACAAAAACAACGCAUACGUAAACAGCGUCUUUCUUUUAUAACCGUAGUUUUCAGGUGGUAGCUAGCAUAUUUAGCUGCCUGGGGGGGCUAACGAUAGCUAGCUUAAUAUUGACAACUCCGUCAAGCUAGCAGCUGUUAGCCGGAUCACGAGCGGAAUGGCUCGAGUUUGUCUCCAACGAAAACAAGUAAAAUGUAUCAGAAUAACUGAAGAAGUCAAACACAUUUUAAGUUAUUGUAUCAUAUAAGAGUGAAGCUAUAACUAUAAGAGACGUGUAAAAAAUAAUAUAGUUAUGAGUUAUGAUGCACGGUGACGUUUUACUUUGAAGUUCCUCACCGGAAGGGGAGUUGAUGUCGGGUUGCUCUAACGCUACGUCGUUUGUCACCUGCUAGCCGGUAGAUACACGGUCAAAAACAGUCAAACAACCGGUUCGUGAGUUUAUCUUGGCAUGGAUGUAAUGUUACGUUGUUAUUAUUAUACAAUUUACAGUGUUUAAGUAGGCGGAUGAGUUUAAUGAGUGUAGCUAACGUUACCGGUGUGCAGUGGUGGAAGUAGUAACUCUGCUCUGAUCCUCAUUACUUCACACAACACUGAAAAUACACUACUACAAGUUGAAAGUCCUGAAUUGAAAACGUUACUUAAGUAAAAGUAUGUAUAAACAGGAGAUUGUAUUUAAAGCAUAUAUAAGUAGAUACAAUAUCUCAUAUGAAUUUUAUAUUAUUAUAUCAUUAGAUUGUUAUGCAUUAACGCUGAUGUAGCGUUAAAAGCAGGAUUUUACUGAAGUGGAGCUCAUUUUGAACUAUUAACCAGCGUUAAUGAUUAUUUUCAUUAUAGAUUAAUCUGCUGAUUAUUUUCUCCAUUAAUCGUUUGGUUUAUAUAAAUAGUAUGUCUUGUGUGCAGAAAUCAUAAAUUUAAACGAGUAAGUAAAGCUCUCGGAUACAUUCGGUGCAAUAAAAAGUACAAUAUUUCCCUCUGACAUACAGUGGUGUAGAAAUAGUAAGUGGCAUGAAAAGAAAAUACUAGACUUAAAGUACCUCACAUUUGACCUUAAUUACAGUACUUGAGUAAAUGUACUUAGUUAAAUUCCCCCACUGUACUUGAAGCUAAAAACCUUCAGGACUUUACUAAUAAUUACAUUCUGUACUAAUUAAUUUUGACAAUAAUGUUGAGGUGGGCGAGCUAGAGCAACAACAAUGAAUAAAGUACAAGUACCUCAAGUUGUGCUUAAGUACAGAACAAUACAGGAGUAAACGUAUCUCAUUGCUUUCAACCACUACACAAUAGAUUUCUCUGUUGAUGAAAAUUUGUCUGCCCCAGUAGAACCAGCAGGGAUGUCCCAGCAGCACUAGUGGAGUGGAGGUGUUUGGGAUGAGGCUGUAGUGUUUGAACUUAAGGAUGGAGAUCCUGGUGGCCAAGCUGCUUGGCCUGCUGGGAUUGUUCGGCCUCAUGCUGGCAGGUGUACUGGUCCCGGUGCGCCUCCUGCUAGCCGACUACGACAAGGCGCACAGAUACAGGAGAUCUCUGUCUCUGUGUAACUCGUUCGGAGGAGGCGUGUUCCUUGCAACAUGCUUCAACGCUCUGCUGCCAACCGUCAGAGACAAGGUGGCCGACGUGUUCCAGCAGCUGAAGAUCAGCAGCGACUAUCCUCUGGCAGAGACGAUGAUGAUGCUUGGCUUCUUCCUCACCGUGUUCGUGGAGCAGGCCAUUCUCACUUUCAGGAAGGAGAAACCAUCUUUCAUUGACCUGGAGACGUUUAACGCAGGCGGCUCUGAGGCUGGAAGCGACUCGGAGUACGAGACGCCCUUCAUCGCCUCUGCGCGGGGCUCACCGAGAGACGGCGGCGGUGGUCACCGUUCCCACGGACACAACCACGGACACUUCAGCCCCGCCGAGCUGGCGGGGGCGGGGCCUCUGCGGCUGGCCAGCCUGGUCCUGGCUCUGUCGGCUCACUCGGUGUUCGAGGGCCUGGCACUCGGCCUGCAGGAGGACGGAGCCAAGUUGGGCAGCCUCCUCCUGGGCGUGGCCGUGCACGAGACGUUGGCCGCCGUGGCGCUCGGGGUGAGCGUGGCCAAGGCGUCGCUCGCCAUGAAGGACGCCGCCAAGCUGGGUGUCACAGUCAGCCUAAUGAUCCCUCUGGGGAUAGUGGUGGGGAUGGGCAUCGAGUCAACUCAGACGCUGGCGGGCAGCAUGGUGUCCGUGGUGCUGCAGGGACUCGCCGCCGGCACCUUCCUGUUCGUCACCUUCUUUGAGAUUCUGUCCCGAGAGCUGGACGACAAACGGGACCGCCUGUUAAAAGUGCUCUUCCUCAUCCUCGGCUACACCGUGCUCGCCGCACUCGUCUUCAUUAAGUGGUGACACGCAGGAAGUGCUCUGACACACACGGCAAUACCAAAGGAAAGCUCAUAACUCCAUAGAGGCAGAAGAGUUCAGCUGUGAGACAAACCAUUUAUUCUCCUCAGCUGUGUCUGUGAUGGAAACAGAUUGAACAGAAAUAAAAGAAAUUAAACUGAAAGAGUAAUGUAACACCCCCCCUCAAGAGAAAUGUUCCAGUGGUUUAACUUCUCACGUUGCAGCAGUGAUGCACGGCUGUACUCCAGGAUGCUGUGACAUCACUGCUGGGUGUGGCUACAGGUUAAAUAGACAUUACACCAGAGAGGGCAGCAAAGCUACUUGCCACAUCUCAUUGUGUGUACACCCCCCAGCCAGCUGAGACCAAAAGGAGCUUUUGUAAUAUAUCUUCAAUAAAUUUUUAUUCAUUUUAAUAACUAUUAAUAUUAUUUAAAAAAACAAAAAACGUUUGCUAUUUUUUACUACAUUUACUGUGAUUUUCAUUUGGAUGUUAAUGUAUUUUUCUAUUUUUAAUCUCUGGUGAUAAGUUAAAAAUUAGAAACUUCAUUCAGAAUUGUAAAAUGUCCAUUUGAAGUCCUUAAAAUUCCGGCUGAAGCUGCUAAAUGGAGCUAAAUAUACUCCAAUAAUCAAUUAUGAAUGUGAGACCUUGUCUGUCCAGGAAAGAAAUAAUAAGAAAAAACACAUUCUGACUUUGAACACUGUAAGGACAAGUGGACUGUUGUCUGUAACGAAUAAACAUCAAAUAAUAUAUUUUAUUCAGAAGAAAUUAAUCUCUUCAAGCUUUUUUUGCACUUUUUCAUUUCCUCAAUACAUCUUUUUUCCCAGUUUCUCCUCAUGUCAAUACAACUUGUGCAGUGUACAAAAUUCUUUCACAAGUCAAAGUCCUGCAUUCACAUUUCACCCAUUUAAAAGUUCAAAAGUAUCAGCAUUGAACUUUAAAGUGUAUUCCAUAUAUUACCGGGUUAUAAUUAUCGAUGCAUUCAUAUAUUCAUCACUUUAAUGUUGCUGCUGCUAAAUGUGGAUCUCAUUUUAAUAACUUUGUAUACUGCUAUAAUAAAUAAAUCUAUAACAAUACAUCAUUUAUUAGUUGAUCAUAUUUUGUAUUAUUAAUCUGAAUCUGCAAGCUGUUAGUUAAAUGUAGUGGACUAAAAAGUACAAAAUGUCCCUCUUAGAUGUGGUGGAGAAUAAAGUGGCAUCAAAUAUAAAUACUCAAGUAAAGUAUAAGUAGCUUAGGUACAGUACUUGUGUACUUAGUUACUUCCCACUACUGCGAAAUUCAAAGUCAAAGAAGUUUAGAAGCUUUCAUUCUGGUGUUUUGUUACUCUUUAGUUUUAAUAAACCUGUUUCUAUAUGAAGUUGAACUAAUCACAGUGCAGCCUUUCAAAGAUACUCAACACAUAUCCAUGUACGUGUAAUCUUUAUUUUUAUGACCAUCAUUGAAUGUGUUCCUAUUGUGAUCUUGAACACUUUUGUAUUUAUGAUGGUCUGUGACAUCUCUUUAUUUUCUCAUGUGUUAAAUGAAAUUAAAGAGGUUACUAUCAUA
Molecule: messenger RNA, 5160 nt
Organism: Anarrhichthys ocellatus (wolf-eel)
Lineage: Eukaryota; Metazoa; Chordata; Actinopteri; Perciformes; Anarhichadidae
Product: zinc transporter ZIP3
Exons: 2
Coding region: 2664-3623 (319 amino acids)
Biological process (GO): zinc ion transmembrane transport
Cellular component (GO): plasma membrane
Molecular function (GO): zinc ion transmembrane transporter activity
Source: RefSeq, a predicted model, not a curated record